AUGGCAAACAAAGACGAGGAUCUACUGGCGCGACUGAACGCACUCAAGCCAUCUUCCGUGAAGCUGACAUCCGAUCCCAUAUCGCCUGCUGUUGACGUCGAAGUAUCCGAGCCUGCCUCUAUCGAAGACAAGCUCGCUGAGCGUCUAAAAGGUCUGCGUGCCGGAGAUGCACAAGGGACAGCCAGGCUACCCAAUACCUCUGAUGGAACCGUAAUAACAUCCUCUGCCCACGCUGGCGCACCAUCUGCUGCUCAGGACAAGGACCCUAUUCUGGACUGGCAGCGCGAAAGCAACGAUGACCGUACUGUAGAUGAUCUGCUAGCAGAACUGGGUCCGGAUGAUCAAUGGAAGCUGGACCCGGAUGAUCCCAAGAACAUAGACUCUCUUCUGAAGGAAGCCAAAGCUGCUUUGCCACCUGAGGAAGAGCAAACCGACGAACGUACCGGAGAGGCCCAGGAUGGUUCCACGGACAACACCAAUGCGGCUGAAGUAGAGCCGACGGCCGCAAAGAAGACAGAGGAUCAGCAGGAUGACGAAGAGGCUGGCGACUACGUGAAGCGCAUCAUGGCCGAAAUCGAAAUGGACCGAAAGUACGGCAAAGACGAGUCGAACGACGAGCCAGAAGGCGAUGCUACAGAGCCACCAACCGAAUCUUCGCAGACAACUGGACUAGACCUGCCGUCAACACCAUCAACAUUACCGCCGCCUCCCUCUACCACUCAGCCACCGUCGUACGAAGACAGCGAGCUGGAAGCCCGCUUCUCGAAACUUGGGCUUGAUCUACCUUCAACACCAACAGCAGCUCCAUCAUCAAAGGCCAAAGCCACAAGUAAAGCCGGAGCUUCGAGAUUGAAGAAGGCUCAAGCAAAGUCCAGUCUGCCCACUUACACAAACGAGGACAUCGACUCUUGGUGCUGCAUCUGCAACGAAGACGCUGAAGUCAGGUGUCUUGGCUGCGAUGAUGAUCUCUACUGCUCAGAAUGCUGGCGAGAGGGGCAUGGUCAAGGACCGGGCCAGGAGAAAGGUCAUCGAGCUGUACAGUACAGUCGCAAACCCCCACCAGCUGCUGCAUGA
This is a messenger RNA of Saxophila tyrrhenica, 1074 nucleotides long. RefSeq lists its product as uncharacterized. The transcript has a single exon. Bases 1 to 1074 code for a protein of 357 amino acids. The record is from RefSeq and is a predicted model, not a curated record. Lineage: Eukaryota; Fungi; Ascomycota; Dothideomycetes; Mycosphaerellales; Extremaceae.